CGACUGAGAGUAUCGCUGCUGGCGAUUGGUCGGUCACGGGUAUGCGGGUGCCAAGUGCGUCGCAGCAGGGUGUUGACCGCCUGGCUCCCACCGCAAUCGCCAACGUGCGUCGUCAACGUGCGUCGCGCCCGCUUCAGCUGCCCGCUACGUGGUUCAACGCGCCGGCCCGCUUGCUGUCGCUGUCUAUUUCCUCCUAGACUGCGUCUUGCGGCGUGUGUUCUGUAUUGUGAGCUCUGUCUGUCUGCCAGCUGUAUUCUGGCUCCCGACAACCUGCUCGUUGCGUGACCCUACGACCUCAUCACUACUCGACAUACUUCCACCAUGGAGGCCAAACUCGCGGCCCAGGAGGCCAAACUCGCGCCCAAGGACCCCAAGCUGGGCACGCCCAAGACGGACCAGCCGCAGCUCCAGGCGGGCGGCGGCACGGCGGCCGAAGCACACAAGGCGAAGCAGGCCGACGUGCUCUCGCCGCUGGUGGUGAAGUACCUGCGCACCGUCUACGAGGAGAUCAUGCCGCGCUACGACCUCGCCACGCCCGAGGGCCGCCUGCAGUGGGUGACGCAGGAGCAGCAGGGCCCCGCCGAGGACGCGCAGCUGCUGCAGGACGGCUCCUUCACGCACUUUGCCGACUACUUCCUGUCGGAUGCCGCGAACGCCAUGGGCCCGCCGCCGCCCAUCGACGCCUCGCACCCCCUCUCCAACUACUUCAUCUCGUCCAGCCACAACACGUACCUCACCGGCAACCAGCUGUCGAGCGACUCCAGCACCGACGCCUACAAGAACGUGCUGCUGCGCGGCUGCCGCUGCGUCGAGAUCGACGUGUGGGACGGCGAGCCGCCGUCGAGCUCCAGCUCCGAGGACGAGGCCGAGCGCAUCGGCCAGGCGAAGCUGCCGCGCGACAAGGCGAAGCUGGGCUUCCGCGAGCGCCUGGCCCUGCGCCUGCGCGGCAAGUCGGUCGGCAAGGACGACGAGCCGAAGGGGGAUGUUGUGUCGGGCGCGCAGGAGAGCGUGGCCCCGUGGCGCGGCGACUCGACCUACCGCGCCGAGCCCAAGGUCUACCACGGCUACACCCUCACGAGCGAGAUGAGCUUCCGCGAGGUCUGCGCCACCAUCCGCGACUACGCCUUUGCCGCCUCGGACCUCCCGCUGAUCGUCAGCCUCGAGGUCCACGCCAAGGCCGCCCAGCAGGAGAUCAUGGUCGAGCUGAUGACCGAGUACUGGAAGGGCAUGCUGGUCGACCUGCCGCUGGACCCGGCCCACACCGCCGAGACCGCCACGCUGCCCACGCUCAAGGACCUCGAGCGCAAGAUUCUUGUGAAAGUGAAGCGCGGCCACGCCAAACCCGCCCCCGCCGUGCCCUCGACCCUGCAGGCCCCUGCCCCGCUCACAAAGACCGAGUCCGCCACGAGCCUCGCCUCGACGCCCUCGGACGAGGAGAAAGAAAUGCCCGACGGCCAGAAGCCGCCCCCGAAGCCCAAAGUCAUCGACGCCCUCGCCAGAUUGGGCGUCUACUGCGGUGGCUACACGUACAAAUCGCUGACCGCCCCGGAGGCCCGCAUCCCGACGCACGUGUUCUCGCUGUCGGAGAAGACGCUGCUCGAAGUCCACACCGCCACCCCGGAGACCCUGUUCGCGCACAACAAGCACUUCUUCAUGCGCGCCUACCCCAAGUCGCUGCGCAUCACGUCGGGCAACCUGCAGCCCGCGGUCUUCUGGCGCGCCGGCGUGCAGAUCGUGGCGCUCAACUGGCAGCGCUGGGACUCGGGCAUGAUGCUCAACGAAGCCAUGUUCGCCGGCUCCGGCGGCUGGGUGCUGAAGCCGGCCGCGUACCGCAGCGGGUCUGCCGCCGCGACGCCCGCGCAGGCCGUCGGCAGCGCCGUGCUCGAUCUCAGCAUCGAGUUCUUGGCGGGCAUGGGCGUGCCGCUGCCGCCGGAGGAGGACGAUCCGAUGGACUUCAAGCCGUAUGUCAAGGUCGAGGUGCAUGGGGUUGCCGAGGGGGCGCUGGAGUGCAAGGCCAAGACGAAGACGUAUCGGACCACGGAUCCGGAUUUUGGGCGCGAGGUGGUGGGGUUCAAGGGCGUGGCGGGCGUGGCGGGGGAGUUGACGUUUGUGCGCUUCAAAGUCAUGGACGACGAGCGCCUCUCCGACGACCUGGCCGCCUGGGCCUGUGUCCGUCUCGACCGCCUGCAGCCCGGCGUGCGGCUGCUGCACUUGUACGACGGCAACGGGGUGAUUACCAAGGGUGCGGUGCUGGUGCGGAUCCGGAAGGUGGUGAGUGGGUAGCUGUAGUUUGCGUGAAGUGGGGGAGGAAGUGGGGAAGGGGG
Messenger RNA from Boeremia exigua, 2324 nucleotides. Its product is annotated as PLC-like phosphodiesterase. Gene Ontology annotation, molecular function: phosphatidylinositol-4,5-bisphosphate phospholipase C activity. Bases 322 to 2283 code for a protein of 653 amino acids. The record is from RefSeq and is a predicted model, not a curated record. The transcript has 3 exons. Gene Ontology annotation, biological process: phosphatidylinositol-mediated signaling; lipid metabolic process. NCBI's taxonomy places the organism in Eukaryota, Fungi, Ascomycota, Dothideomycetes, Pleosporales, Didymellaceae.